Messenger RNA from Boleophthalmus pectinirostris (great blue-spotted mudskipper), 2949 nucleotides. RefSeq names its product peptidoglycan recognition protein 2 (gene pglyrp2). The record is from RefSeq and is a predicted model, not a curated record. Gene Ontology annotation, molecular function: zinc ion binding; N-acetylmuramoyl-L-alanine amidase activity; peptidoglycan binding. The transcript has 4 exons. Bases 154 to 1602 code for a protein of 482 amino acids. NCBI's taxonomy places the organism in Eukaryota, Metazoa, Chordata, Actinopteri, Gobiiformes, Gobiidae. Gene Ontology annotation, biological process: detection of bacterium; peptidoglycan catabolic process; defense response to Gram-positive bacterium.
GUGACCUGAAUCAAUAUUUGUGUACAAAAAGUAGGGAUCUCUCACGUAGUCUACUAAUCUAACUAACCUGCUUUCGUUUGAAAUCCCAGGCCACUUUAACAUAAAAUCUGUGAAGUAGAAGUCUCAUCAAGAACAUUUAUUUUUAUCAACACUAUGACUUCACUGGGACUGUUGUUUUUUAGUCUGACUUUUUUGGGCCAUUUUACUGUCCACACCAGACCAGCAGUUGGCCACUUGCGUAACAUGGACAGUUUAAUUCGGGCUGUGCAGCAGGUUGAAGAAUCGAACCCCAACCUGUCCCCCCUGGCUUUGGUGCGAGCUCUGCGCAGAAUAGCUGGUCAUGAUGAUGCUAUGACUGUUCACUUCUUGGGCACUUCCCAUGUUUUCACUGCUACUGCUGGUCUAGAGACUGCCAUCCUCAAUAGCUCAUCCUUUAGCUUUUUUGACAAGGCCCUCCACCACAUAGUCACUGACAAUGGCGAAGAAAGGGGUGUAGUACUGGCUCCCGAUGGUACCACUGUGGCCCUAGCACCUUUGAUGCUUGGGAUAGAAGCAGGACUAAAUGCCUGGACUGAAGGGGCUGCUCCUGUAGGGCUAUUUCCUCUCACACUUGGAAGAACAUUGGGUUUGACUUUCCUCAGCCUCCAAGAUUUUCCUGUGGUGUACCGUUUAGGGCCAAACGGAUGCUGGGAUAAUGCAGAGUACCCAAAAGUCUUCAAACUCUACCACACACCUACUUUAGCUACAGAAGCUGUCAUAAGUGGAGGCAUGGACGGGCUUAUACUUGGGAAACAUCUAAGCAACCUGCCUAAAUCUGAAACUUUGCCAACCCUGAGUGAGAUUUUGAAAGGAUACUACAUUUUUGACCUACGCGAGGGGCAGGGUCUGGAUGGUUUGACUGAUAAAAUAAGCCCAAAAAGAAGACAGUUAUCGCGGCUGAUCUUGGAGCCUGUAGAUCUUCAAAAUGAAGUGAUGGAGACUCUGGCGUUGGUAUGGCAACUGGAGAGGACUGAGUGGAUAGCCUUUGACACUGGGAUUCGCCAAGCAGUCAGUGAGGGACUACAAGAGUUCGUGCGCAAGUACUGGGACUGCCCCCAGGUUAUUCCCCGGUGCCAAUGGGGAGCAAAGCCACGUGUUGGGACCCCGAUCCCCCUGUCCCUGCCUCUGAAUAAUCUGUUUGUCCAUCACACCUCCACUCCCUCCUCUCCCUGUCUGACCUUCCCUGAGUGCGCCCGGGACAUGAGGUCCAUGCAGCGCUUCCAUCAGGAGGACCGCGGCUGGAGUGAUAUAGGAUACAGUUUUGUGAUGGGUUCAGAUGGAUAUGUGUACGAAGGCGCUGGCUGGAAUAUAGUGGGGACGCACACCAGAGGUCAGAACAGUGUUGGGUACGGAGUGUCUUUCAUUGGGAACUACUCUGCGGUCCUGCCCUCACGCUACUCCAUAGAUCUGCUGCGUCACCGGCUGGUGAAGUGUGCCGUGGAUGGAGGUCGACUGGUCUCCAACUUCUCUCUCAAAGGCCACAGACAAAUGGUCAACUACACAGCCUGUCCUGGAGACGCACUCUUCUCUGAAAUAAGAGGAUGGGACAACUUUAGGGAGUGACAGCUGGCAGAAGUCUUUUACAGAAACUAAUCAAAAUGUGUACUCUAAAGUGAUAUUACUAAAUAUUGAGGAUGUAAAGAUAAAGUGUUUGAAUCAAUUUGUAAAAUCAGAAAAUGUAGUUAUUUUUUAACUUGUGAUUAAUAGCAAUAGAAAAGAAAAAAAAAGCAGAAAGACCAAACCUAAAGAGCUUCACUUCUACAGACAAAUAAAAAGACAAUCCUGACAUUAACUUAAAACAAAACAAAACAAAAACUAAAUUUGUUUAUUUGAUACACACAUAGCAGUUAUUGGACAAACCAUAUGUUAAGGUGGGGGACGAGGGACCCAAAAGCAGAAUCAGAACACAGUCAAGUUUAAGCAGUUUAUUGUACAAACGAAGGCAGGCUGAGGAGGCAGGGAGCUGGCCAACUUCUCCGGAGGCAACGGCAGACGACCAGGAGACACCUGGGAGAAAACAGGAGUAGGUAAAUCCAGGGCAAACAAUAAGCAAGACAGGAAUAAAUCCAAGAGCCUGGUCACGCUACAGAACAGGACGGAAUUAUCUGGCAAAGUGGUGAUGAGAAGACCAGGGCUAAAUACUGAGGUAGAUGAAGGGAUUGAUUGCAGGUGUGUCUCGUCUGCUCCGGAAAAAGCCAGCCACGCCCCCUGCCACACUCAGGCUCUGAAACAGAAAAGGGAGGGGGAGAGAACAAAAACACAAAUCCUAACACCAUAUGCACUGUCUCAAGUGUUAGAACAAAACAAAACCAAAAGCAAAAGUGGAGAAAAGAAAAAAACAUCACGUCCAUACAAGUCUCUGAAGGCAGUUCAGAUUACAUUGAACAAAACAAAACCAAAAGCAAAAGUGGAGAAAAGAAAAAAACAUCACGUCCAUACAAGUCUCUGAAGGCAGUUCAGAUUACAUUAUAUAUUUUUUUUAUUUGCAAGAAAAACUAAUCCACAAUAUUAACUUUGUAUACAGUAUAGCAUAGUCAUAUAGCAUAUAGUUAGUUGAAGAUCUUUAGGUCAAUCUAAGUUUUUAGGUCAAUGGUUUUUGGGUUAGUGGUUUUUAUGCUCUAAAUCUGAAUUUUGGACCUCUACAGAGUCCCCACUGACAGAGACCCUCACAUCUUACUGACUGUGUUGUGGUAAUAUUAGUAAGUUGUGCAGUUGUGAGAGAAGGAAAUAAAAGGCAUUGAGUCUAACAACAGUUUUUGAGGAGUUUAUUCUCUUAUGGGAUAGUCAUAUAUAUUAUACAUUUAUACAUUUCCAACAGUAAAUUGCAGAUUAUGCAUACCAAACAUCAUUAGCCGUGCAUUCUUUCCAAGCAUUAAUUCCAACAACAAAAACAACAGACAAUACAAACAU